This is a messenger RNA of Oppiella nova, 883 nucleotides long. Lineage: Eukaryota; Metazoa; Arthropoda; Arachnida; Sarcoptiformes; Oppiidae. The record is from the annotation of a GenBank genome assembly.
AUUUUGGUAAAACAUGCCUGGAACCACUACAAGUCUGGAGGCGUUCCUCCAUUUACUUAAUGGCCAGAUAGGGAGCGGCAUACUGUCUAUGCCCGCGGCAUUUGGAUUAUCAAAUAAGAUAGGAUGGUGGAUUAGUAAUCGCGUCAAUCUGCACCCCGAUAAUCGAGUAAAUGAAUACAUAUGCGAUGAACUGGAGCUACCCGUACAGGACUAUGAACAGGUCGCCGAGCUAACAGUUGCACAUGGACCACCAACAUUACGUAGUUGGGCUAAAACAGCCAGGUUCAUAACAUCACUAUUCAUAGUGGCCAGUCAGUUGGGAGCCUGUGCUGUGUACUACCUAUUUAUUGCCGAGAAUUUAAAAGCUUUCGAUAAGGACUCCCUGUCCACUAGAAAAAAGGGCAUGCCACUAUACCGCACAAUGGCUAACCCUAAGGCAUUCGCCCGUCCCAUAGUGGGCGUAGUAGACCUGGUUAACAUCAUUAUAAUUAGCCUGAACUUUCUACUCGGUCUAUUGGGAUAUCUGAAAUAUGGUGAUGAUGUAGGCGCUAGUGUCACACUAUCCCUGCCUAAUGAGCCCAUUUUCCAAAGUGUCCAGUUGAUGUACGCGUUUGCCGUACUAAUGACAUACCCGAUCACCAUGUAUGUGCCCAUUGAAAUGCUAUGGCCUCAAAUCAAUAAUAAGUUGGUGGAUAAGAAAAUGUCACCCCUAACGCCAUGGCGUUUCACCGGUAAUAAGUUCACCGGUCAAGGGGCUCGAGCAUGGCUAUUUGGUAGAAAUCUCACAAUCACCGUGAUCGGUUUAUUGGCAUUUGUAUUGGGCACGUAUUAUAGUCUCAUGGACUUAGUUACCGCGGUCUCUAUCGAUCACAUGGAAAAUUAG